AUGAAGAACCAGGUGCAGGAGAAGAUCUCUGAAGAAGCCCAGAGUGUGGAGGAACCAUUUCGGCCCAAGGAGGACACAAGCCCCGGAAGGGGCUCAGGUUGUGGGGCCCAUAACUUUCACUCCAAAAUGAACAGUAUGGCCAGGAUCGUCAAUGGAGUGAAAGUUCGCCCUGGCUCCUGGCCCUGGCAUGUGUCUCUGCAGGAAGGUAACAGUGAUGUCUCCUGUGGGGGCUCCUUGAUCUCUGACAACUGGGUGGUCACUGCUGCCCACUGCAAUGUCACUUCUGGCUGGGCUGGAUAACCGCGCUCGAAUUGGGGGAAUAUCCAGAUCCUGAAGGUUGCCCAGGUUUUCCGGCACCCUUCCCAUUACCCGGGUUCUGUCCUCAAUGACAUCUCCCUGCUGAAGUUGGCUACACCUGCGCACAUCUCCCCAAGAGUGUCCCCCGUGUGCCUGCCCAAAGUUGAGGACAACUUCCCCCCUGGGACCAAGUGCGUCAUCACAGGCUGGGGGGCCUCCAGGCACACGAACUCUAACGCGCUGCAGGAGGCUUCCCUGCCCCUCCUGCCCAUGUCUGAGUGCAAGAAGUACUGGGGUGCAGCUGUCACUGAUGACAUGAUCUGUGCCGGGGCCAAUGGUGUCACCACCUCCAAGGGAGACUCUGGUGGUCCUCUGGUCUGCAGCAAUAAAGGAACCUGGAAUCUGGUGGGCAUCUUGUCCUAUAGCAGCACACUUAACUCCACCGAUAAACCUAUCCUGUGCCCCCGUGUCACGUCUCUCCUGCCCUGGAUUCAGGAGACCAUCGCCAAAUAUUAA
Molecule: messenger RNA, 813 nt
Organism: Talpa occidentalis (Iberian mole)
Lineage: Eukaryota; Metazoa; Chordata; Mammalia; Eulipotyphla; Talpidae
Product: chymotrypsinogen A-like
Exons: 9
Biological process (GO): proteolysis
Molecular function (GO): serine-type endopeptidase activity
Source: RefSeq, a predicted model, not a curated record